Messenger RNA from Rhinopithecus roxellana (golden snub-nosed monkey), 544 nucleotides. RefSeq names its product neural Wiskott-Aldrich syndrome protein-like. Bases 1 to 510 code for a protein of 169 amino acids. The transcript is spliced from 4 exons. Lineage: Eukaryota; Metazoa; Chordata; Mammalia; Primates; Cercopithecidae. The record is from RefSeq and is a predicted model, not a curated record.
AUGAGGAAAAACCGCAAAGAAGAAAGUGGCCGGUUUAAGGUCAACAGUCCUGGAGGGAAGCCCCAGGUGGGCCCCCCGGCCAAUAGGCUGCGCCGGCCCCCUCCCCCCCCCCGGCGCCCACCCCCGCGUCCAGAGCCCCUCGCGCGCACCUCGAGGGCGGCGCCUCCCGCACACGCCUCCCCCCGACUACACCGCCCUUGGUGGGCACAGCCCGACCCCGGCGCGCCUUUGUGCAGCGCCUCGCCAACCUGCCCCCCGUCCGCCAAGACCCACGCCCUGCACCUCACCCGGAGCCCGGCGGCCUCGCGGCGGGCGGCUCCCUCCUUAGUCCGUCACGCGGCUGCGGGUCGGCGACGCGAGCCGGGAGAGCGCUUGCACGGCGACGGCCGCUGCCGACCAGUCCCCGCAGGCUGGCCUCUGAGGGAGGGUACAUCUUCGCCUAUACUAGAUAGAUCAUUGAUAUACUUACCAAAACAAAAGGAAAUGGUCCUGUUUCCUGUGAAAUUGUAGUUUCGCGCUUGUUGUCCAGGCUGGAGUGCAGUGG